CUGGCCUUUCCUGCGCUCGCUGCGUGCAAGGCCCACCCGGGAGCGGAGCGGAGCGCUCGGCAUCAGGGGAGCCUCUCCGCCAUGCAGGCCCAGCGGCGCCUGCUGUUGCCGCCGCCGCCACCUUCUGAGGAUCAAGCAGAACAUAUGGAUUCAACUCAACUAGCUGAUUGUGCAGUAUAUAUCAUGGAUAGGCAUUGGCUCAAUUGUUUCUUAAUGUAUGUGUAGGACAAAAAGGUUCAGAGAAGGAGCUGGGUGGCAUUUCCUGACAAAUGGAGAACUAUUUCCAGGCAGAGGCUUAUAACCUUGAUAAGGUCUUAGAUGAGUUUGAACAAAAUGAAGAUGAGGCUAUUUCACCUACAUUGUUGGAUGCAAAGUGGAAUCAGAUCCUAGAUCCUCCUUCCCACCGGCUGUCUUUUAACCCAGCUCUGACCAAUGUGAAUGAAUCCACAAUUCCUAAAGAGUGUCCACAGAAAUUAAAGUCAUUUUCCUUGUCUAAUUUAGUCACUGCAUCAGUAGUAGUAGGAGAUUGUUGUUCUAAUGGAAAGAAUCUUAAUAUGAGCCAAGAAAGCCCAAAGAUGUGGAUUGAUGAUCAGGCAACAACAGAUGAUCAGCUAGUAAAGAGAAAUAGUAAUCGAAAUGCUCAGUGUAAUGCUGUGGAUGAAGAAGAAAGAAAAUGUGGCAAUAUAGAUUGUUUACCAGAAGAAAAAAAUGUUCUAGUUGUAGCAGUUAUGCAUAACUGUGACAAAAAAACUUUGCAAAGUGAUCUGUUGGACUGCAAAAAUUACAGCAGUCCCCCUAUAAUGGAUACCAUUAGCUUUACACUGGAUAAUGAAACCCAACAAACAGAUCACCUUGAUGUUACUGUAAACGGGUCCACUGAGAAAGACACUGAUACUGAAAAAGAAGCUGUACAAGCAAAGAGGCUGCAUGCAGAAGAAGAUUCUGUUGACCAUUGUAUUGCUUCUGCUUCUGAUUGCCUAUCCAGUGGAUAUUCCUCUUCUCUGUUAAAGGAGAAUGAUAAUACAAAUAAAGACUCUCAGUUCUCAGAAGCUGCAACAGCAGGGAUGAAUGUAGUUUCCUUGCAGAGAUCACUUGACCAUAGUAUUAAAGUGCAAGCAAGAUGUGCAUCAGGUGAAGGUUUUGAUACCGAUGCUGUUGCUCAGAGAACAGAACUAGGAACUAGGAACUGUUCACCUAGUUCAUGCAGUGGUGAUUUUUCCACAGAGUUGUCUGCAGCAGAGCAAACAGUGCACCAGUUUCAGUCAGGGAUACCUGAGCUCUCUGCAACUUGUCAGCUGAAUGCUUUUGGAAGUGGCAAUCACUAUGAGCAUUCUGGCGGACAUUUGGCCUCUCAGGAUGUUAGUGCUGUUGAAAACGAAGCUGACAAAUAUGAAAAAGUUCUCAGCACAACUGAAUUACUCAAUACGGCAGUUUGUUUAUCAGAAUCUCAGGAGAUGACAAAUGGGGAACUGACUAAACAAAAUGAGAUGAGUAAUGGGCGAACACAUGGGGAGAACGAAGCACUGUCAUGUUCAGCAAAACUGGAAGAAGCACAUAGUAGUAAUGGAGACAGUGGUGAUGGCAUGACAGAAGCAGGUCUUGACUUAAAAGGGACAUCUGUAGAGGAGCUUGAAGAUUCCAGUCCUACUGAUGUCAUGGGUACAUCAGCAUCAAGUGGCCUGCCCAAUUGUUGUGAUUCCUAUGGAAUACAGAACCCAGUUCUUGCUCAUAUUCCAAAGACUUUACCCUCUAAGGAAGACUCUGUGACUGAGGAAAAGGAGAUAGAGGAGAGCAAAUCAGAAUGUUAUCCUAAUGUUUAUGAACAAAGAGGAAAUGAAGCCACAGACAGGAGUGGACUCAUUUUGAACUGCACUGGUGACCCAAUGAAAAAAAAAUAUUUACAUAAUCUCUGCAGUCAGGUACCAUCUGAACCAAGUCAAGCAUCACCAAAAUCAGCAGCUAGCCUGCAACCUCUCAGUGUUCCUUUUGGUGGUGCCCGACCCAAGCAGCCUACAAAUCUUAAGUUACAAAUUCCAAAGACAUUAUCGGACCAUUUACAAAAUGACUUGGUCCCCCCAAACUGUGGAGGUAUCAGUAAAAAUAAAAAUGAUAUAUCUGGAAAAGCAAAAAUUGGUGAAAAUGUAGCAGCAAAUGUAUUUUCUGAUGAAACAGCACUGAAUUCCUCAGUGACAGAUACUAGUGUGGAGCAUUCAGAUGAGUAUGAGCCUGGGGUUUCUAGUAGCUCGUGCCUUGCAGCAGCCUUGGAUAGUCCAGACAAUGAUCUUGGAGCUGGCCAGUUUGGAGUUCCUAACAGAAAGCCAUUUACUACUUUGGGUGAAGUGGCUCCAGUUUGGGUUCCAGAUUCUCAAGCACCAAACUGCAUGAAAUGUGAGGCCAGAUUUACAUUCACUAAAAGGCGACACCAUUGCAGAGCCUGUGGAAAGGUCUUCUGUGCAGCCUGCUGCAGUCUAAAAUGCAAACUGCUAUAUAUGGACAGAAAGGAAGCCAGAGUGUGUGUAAUUUGCCAUUCGGUACUAAUGAAUGCACAAGCCUGGGAGAAUAUGAUGAGUGCCUCAAGCCAGAGCCCUAAUCCUAACAAUCCUGCUGAGUACUGUUCUACCAUUCCUCCCUUGCAGCAAGCCCAAGCUUCUGGAGCCCUGAACUCCCCACCACCUACUGUUAUGGUACCUGUGGGAGUCUUAAAGCACCCUGGUGCAGAAGUGGCUCAGCCCAGAGAACAAAGACGUGUUUGGUUUGCUGAUGGCAUCUUACCCAAUGGAGAAGUUGCUGAUGCAGCCAAGUUGACAGUGUCUGGAACAACUUCCACUGGAGCGCUAGCAGUGUCGCAUGAUCCAGGCAAGCCCAUGAGCAACAGUUCUUCACCAGCGGAGACUGAAAACACACUGACGUUUUCAAGAAGUAUAACUCAGGUUGGAAGUCCAGUUGGCAGUGCAAUGAAUCUUAUUCCAGAAGAUGGGCUUCCUCCAAUUCUCAUUUCUACUGGUGUAAAAGGAGAUUAUGCUGUAGAAGAAAAACCAUCUCACAUAUCAGUGAUGCAGCAGCUAGAAGAUGGUGGCCCUGACCCUCUUGUGUUUGUUUUAAAUGCAAAUUUGCUGUCCAUGGUUAAAAUUGUGAAUUAUGUGAACAGGAAGUGCUGGUGCUUUACUACAAAGGGAAUGCAUGCGGUGGGCCAGUCAGAAAUAGUAAUUCUUCUCCAAUGUUUACCUGAUGAGAAGUGUUUGCCCAAGGAUAUCUUCAACCAUUUUGUGCAGCUUUAUCGAGAUGCCUUGGCAGGUAAUGUUGUGAGCAACUUAGGACACUCAUUUUUUAGCCAGAGUUUCCUUGGCAGUAAGGAACAUGGCGGCUUCUUGUAUGUUACACCUGCAUUUCAGUCGCUGCAGGACUUGGUGCUACCUGCCCCACCAUACUUAUUUGGGAUUCUUAUCCAGAAAUGGGAGACUCCUUGGGCCAAAGUAUUUCCCAUCCGAUUGAUGCUGAGACUUGGAGCUGAAUACAGGCUAUACCCAUGCCCACUUUUCAGUGUCAGAUUUCGUAAGCCAUUGUUUGGAGAGACUGGACAUACAAUUAUGAAUCUCCUUGCAGACUUCAGAAAUUACCAGUAUACAUUGCCAGUUGUCCAAGGCCUAGUGGUUGAUAUGGAAGUAAGGAAAACCAGCAUCAAAAUUCCCAGCAACAGAUACAAUGAGAUGAUGAAAGCCAUGAACAAGUCCAAUGAGCAUGUUCUAGCAGGUGGGGCAUGCUUCAAUGAGAGGGCAGACUCUCACCUGGUGUGUGUGCAGAAUGAUGACGGGAACUAUCAAACACAGGCCAUCAGCAUUCAUAAUCAGCCACGGAAGGUGACGGGGGCCAGCUUCUUUGUGUUUAGUGGAGCUUUAAAAUCGUCUUCAGGCUAUCUUGCAAAGUCCAGUAUUGUAGAAGAUGGUGUCAUGGUCCAGAUAACAGCUGAAAAUAUGGACUCCCUAAGGCAGGCUCUGAGGGAGAUGAAAGACUUCACUAUUGCUUGUGGUAAAAUGGAUGCUGAAGAGCCUCAAGAGCAUGUGCACAUUCAGUGGGUGGAUGACGAUAAAAACUUCAACAAAGGUGUUGUAAGCCCCAUUGAUGGAAAAUCUAUGGAGUCUAUCACUAGUAUCAAGAUAUUUCAUGGCUCAGAGUAUAAAGCAAACGGGAAAGUCAUUAGGUGGACAGAGGUUUUCUUUCUGGAAAAUGAUGACCAACAUAAUGGCUUAAGUGACCCAGCAGAUCACAGCAGGCUAACUGAAAAUGUGGCUAAGGCUUUCUGCCUGGCCUUGUGCCCUCACCUGAAGCUGUUGAAGGAAGAUGGGAUGACCAAGUUGGGUCUACGUGUUACACUUGAUGCUGAUCAAGUUGGCUACCAGGCUGGAAGCAAUGGCCAGCCACUGCCUGCUCAGUACAUGAAUGACCUGGACAGUGCCUUAGUUCCAGUGAUUCAUGGAGGGGCAUGCCAGCUGAGUGAAGGCCCAGUCAUAAUGGAGCUUAUCUUUUAUAUUCUGGAAAACAUCUCAUAA
Elgaria multicarinata webbii is the source of this 4547-nucleotide messenger RNA. It is a transcript of the gene ZFYVE9, whose product is annotated as zinc finger FYVE-type containing 9. The transcript is spliced from 19 exons. Lineage: Eukaryota; Metazoa; Chordata; Lepidosauria; Squamata; Anguidae. Gene Ontology annotation, molecular function: metal ion binding. The record is from RefSeq and is a predicted model, not a curated record. The coding region runs from base 270 to 4547 and encodes 1425 amino acids. Gene Ontology annotation, biological process: endosomal transport. Gene Ontology annotation, cellular component: early endosome membrane.